UUCUGUCCGUGUUGCUUUCCUCCAGGCAACGAAAUAUACAGGGACGUAGACGAGGGAAUUUGCAUUUGGGAGACGUAUUGUCGAAAUCUUUGUUUAAUGGCCAAAUUGUUUAUGUCGUCUAAAACACUUUACCACGAAGUGGAUACAUUUACUUUCUACAUUCUUGCUGAAAUUUCAACGAGAGGUUGUGUGACUGUCGGAUAUUUUUCAAAAGAAAAGAAUCCAAGUAAAAAUAACAAUCUCAGCUGUCUUCUAACAUUACCUCAUGCUCAAGGGAAAGGAUAUGGAAAAUUGUUAAUUGAUCUCAGCUAUCAAUUUUCAAAACUCGAACACAAAAUUGGUUCUCCAGAACAUCCCUUAUCUGAUAUGGGUCUUCUAGCUUAUCGUAGCUAUUGGCGAUCAGUUUUAUUUUCUGCUUUGAGGCAGCGUAAUAAUUCUCAAACUAUAACGAUUAAAGGUCGAAUUACUUUUGCUGAUUUAAAACAAAAAUUUUUUGCAGACCUGAGUAUCGAGACCGCCAUCCACAGUUCUGAUAUUAUAUCAACUCUUAUUGUUAAUGAUAUGUUGGUGUCAAGGCAUGAUUGUUUCUACAUUGAUAUUGAAAAAGCUUUAAACGCGAGCCCUGAUUCUUUACGUCGUCGUUCUAUUCGUGCCGAUUUGCUCAAAUGGCUCCCCCCUUUUGAUCCAAUUCCAUAUUCUAAAAUGAAUUCCUAUGCUUCUUCUAAUUAAUUUAUUUGAAUAAAUUUUUUGAU
Molecule: messenger RNA, 752 nt
Organism: Meloidogyne enterolobii
Lineage: Eukaryota; Metazoa; Nematoda; Chromadorea; Rhabditida; Meloidogynidae
Source: the annotation of a GenBank genome assembly